AUGGAAAAAAGGCUUAAAAAAAAUGACAGCGAAAAUAACUACAAGUAUUAUAUACUGCAAAUAGGGAGAAAAUAUACCUAUGUAGGAUUUUCAGGGUUACAUAAACCCACAUGUGUUUUUACGACACCAAAUUUUUUUCUUUACAACGAAAAUUUCCACAAUUCUAUUGACGAUGAUAAGAAAAUUUAUGACAUAAUAAAAAGUGUUUCGAAAAAGGAGAAAGUGCAAGAUGUAUCAAAUGGCGAAAUUUCUUCUCUGCGAGACUGUGCAGAAGGAUAUGCUGGAGGAUCCAAAAGGGAGAUGAAUCUACCAGAGGAUUCAAGUAUAAGAAACAGAAAAGAUAACGAAGGUAACAUGGAACAAAGCGAUAAUUUCUCUAGUCUAGGAAAUCGGGGAAAUAACAGCAACACGAAAUGUAACAAAAAUGAAACAAACCUGAUAUACCACUAUGAAUAUAAAUUUAACCAAGAUGUGAAUUUGUGGAAUAAAUUCUUCGAAGAGUUUAUAUUUCACAUAUUUGAUAAUUUGGCAAAAACAAAUAAUAAAGCAAAAAAAGUUAUCGUUGUUUUGAACAUGUUCAUACCAACAAUAAUUAAAUAUGCCCUUUGUAAAAGUUUGAUAGAAAAUCAUGAAUAUGCUUCAAUUUCUUAUGUGAAUGAUUUAAUAUCUCCCCUUUUUUUAUGUAACUGUAACACAUGUGUAGUAAUAGACUUGGGCUAUUUAAACUGUCGAUUAUUGCCAAUAAUAAAUGGCCUACCCUUAUAUCAUCAUUAUACGUAUAUAAAUAAUGGGGGAUUUUAUAUAAAUAAGGAAAUUAAAAAAUUAUUGAAAGAACAAUAUGUCAGAAGAAGUGUAUGCAAAGGAGAAGCCUCAUGUAGUGCAGAUGCAUGUAUGAAGGAUGAUGCUGUUUUUAUCAAUGAACACAAGAGGGAGGAUAAUCAUAUGACGUAUACCCGUAUAGAAAAAUUAGAGGAGGGAGAAAAAAAAGAAACAAAUAUACCAGAAAAUUUAUUAAAUUAUUAUUAUAAUUUAUAUCCACUAAAUGAAAUAUUAAUGGUUAUUGAUAACAUACCAGAUAAUGAUAUAGAAUAUAUGAAAAUAAAAUAUUUUUAUUUAAAAAAUGAGAAAACUAAAUUGCAUAGUAAUAAAUUUGUCUUGUAUGAAUUCCGAAAUUAUGAAAUUAUUAUUGAACCCCAUACUAGAUGGAAAGCUUGCGAAAUAUUGUUCACUAAAGAUUAUGAACAGAACAUAAACUCAUUAUUUUCAUCCAUACUACACAAAUUAAAUAUAAUGAAUUAUUCCGUUUUUCACAAUAUAUUAUUGGUUGGCGGAUGUAGUAAUAUUAAGGGUAUUCUUUCAAAAAUUGCCGAGUCAUUUUUCCAAGCAUUAAGUGUGAAAAAAAAUGCAUUUAAGAAAGAUUUUGAAAAUAAGGUAAAUUUUAUUUUUCCAAAAAUUGCACCAAACUUGCGCCAAUUUAUAGGUGCUUCCAUCUGUUCGAAUUUGGAAAACCUACCUGAUUACACAGAAGAGCAUAUUCAUAACAACGUCCUCUAUAACCAUUUGAAUGAAGACGUUUACUUGACCUUUAAGCGAUGA
Messenger RNA from Plasmodium gonderi, 1596 nucleotides. Its product is annotated as actin-like protein. Gene Ontology annotation, cellular component: Ino80 complex; cytoplasm. The record is from RefSeq and is a predicted model, not a curated record. NCBI's taxonomy places the organism in Eukaryota, Apicomplexa, Aconoidasida, Haemosporida, Plasmodiidae. The transcript is spliced from 2 exons. The coding region runs from base 1 to 1596 and encodes 531 amino acids. Gene Ontology annotation, biological process: regulation of DNA-templated transcription.